AUGGGCACAUCUGAGGAAGCUGGAGCAGUCACCGGAGUGUUUGAUGACUCCAAUGUGGAUGAAGUAUGGGAGAGGAAAAGAAACACACCCGUGAACUAUUUUCUUGCAGGCAGGAACUCUAGAACAUUACCUGUCGCACUGUCAUUUGUCGUGACAUUUCAGUCGUCUUUAAUGAUUCUUGGAUUUCCUGCGGAAGGAUAUGCAUAUGGCAUUGGAGUUGCAUAUUGUGCAGUUGGAAGCAGUGUUGCUUAUAUAUUUGCUGCUUUGUUCAUUGUUCCUGUCUUCCAUCCUCUGAAACUAACAAGCGUGAAUGAAUAUUUCCGCUUACGAUAUGGAAACAAUGUUGUUCGGUAUAUGGUUCUAAUUCUUGGAAUGAUAUAUAGUUUAUUCUACAUGGCAACAGUGAUGGUUGGUACAUGUGUUGCUCUCGACGUAGUUCUUGGAAUUCCUUUCUGGGGAACAAUACUUAUCUAUUCUAUCGUCACUACGAUAUAUACAUCAGUUGGAGGAAUUAAGGCCGUGAUUUGGACAGAUGUAUUUCAGCUUCUAGUGAUGGUUACUGGAAUGAUAGUUGUUCUUGUUAAGUCAACAACUGGUGCUGGAGGAGUAGAAAAUGUUUUUGAAUAUGCAAAAGACAGGUUCGGUUCGACUGACUUCAGACUUGAUCCAACAAUACGUUACCAGGUUUGGAAUACCUGCUUUGGAACAUUCGGUAGCUUUCUGUAUUUAACAUUUCUGCAGCCGGCAAUGCAAAGAGUUUACUCGACACCAACUGUUCAAACUGCACGUAACAUGUAUUUUAUAUCCACACCGUUUUAUUGUGUCUUUAUGUUGAUGGCAUCAUUUGAAGGUGUAUUUAUAUUUGCCUACUUUGCAGCAAAGCAAUGUGACAUUUUAGGCGCGGGCAUUGUAGAUAACAUCAAUGCAAUUCUGCCAUUUGCUGUCCUAGAUCUAUUUCAAGACUUACCCGGAUUAGCAGGAUUGUUUACAGCUUCUUUAUCAAGUGCAGCUCUCAGUACGAUGUCAUCUUGCCUCAGCAGUUUGUCUGCGGUAACAUAUGAAGACAUCAUAAAAAUCAAGUUUCCGGACUUACACGCUAACAAAGCCACUAAACUUUCGAAAGUCAUAGUUUUGGUGUACGGUCUUAUCGCUAUGGGACUUGCGUUUGCUGUCGCGCUAAUUCCAGGUUCAGUUCUUGCUAUAUUUGUCGGUUUUAUGGGGAGCUUCGGCGGACCGACAGUUGCAACAUAUUUAUUAUCCAUGAUGUACCGUAAAGCAACCACCAAAGGUGUUGUUAUCGGUACAAUAUGUGGGUCUGCGAUUGGACUUUGGCUAAACCUUGGGAGCACAUCUUCUGGCUUGUCAUCUUAUCCGUAUCUUCCCUCUGGACCAACCGAAGAGUGCAGCAUCUAUAGUGUAGGUCCUGAAUUUUUGAACGUGUCUACGGCUACUAUUCAUUCUGUUGCUAAUAAUCUUACUUUCUUUUCCGUAAAUAAGCAAAUGUCAACUUCAACUAUUUCUGCAGGUGGAAAUGUGCGCAACCUUUCGAUACUAGAGACAUUUUACAGUAUUUCUUACUUAUUGUUCUCUCUCAUAGGCACUGUAACCUCACUUAUCGUUGGAUUUCUUGUAAGUCUGUGUACAAGUCCGCCUGAAAAGUUUGAUGAACGAUGUUUGUUCUCAUUUAGGAAGCAUAUACUGCUAGAAUUACGCGGACGUAAAUCCUCGACUAAUUCUAAUGCGGAUAACGUAAAUGAUAUAGAAGAAAUGGUAGAUUUCAUUACAACUGAUGUUGAAAAUUGA
Messenger RNA from Mercenaria mercenaria, 1803 nucleotides. Its product is annotated as sodium/iodide cotransporter-like. Lineage: Eukaryota; Metazoa; Mollusca; Bivalvia; Venerida; Veneridae. The coding region runs from base 1 to 1803 and encodes 600 amino acids. The transcript has 2 exons. Gene Ontology annotation, molecular function: symporter activity. Gene Ontology annotation, biological process: sodium ion transport; transmembrane transport. Gene Ontology annotation, cellular component: membrane. The record is from RefSeq and is a predicted model, not a curated record.